AGCUAGAAUGUUUUCUUCAUAUUUUAUUGUCAAGUGGCAACUCACAGAAGAACAAAGUUCAACCACCUAACAAAAAUGACCCUCUGACUCUGAAUUCAUUCUAUUGAAAAAACUUCUUAUUCGUUUCUGAAAUUCUAUCAUGAAUCACACCAAAAUGACCAUUUUCCCAGCAAUGGUAAUUGUUUCUAUGUUACUAUUACUCUUCUCCAAAUUUUCCUAUGGAGCAGAUACUAUUACCCAAUCAGAGUCACUUUCCGAUGGAAGCACCUUGAUUUCCAAAGAAGGAACCUUCGAGUUGGGUUUCUUUAAUCCCGGUAAUUCCCCGAACCGCUAUGUCGGAAUUUGGUACAAAAACAUCCCGGUCAAAACCGUUGUUUGGGUUGCAAAUCGUGAUAAUCCUAUCAAAGACAACUCAAGCAAGUUGAUGAUAGACAAACAAGGAAAUCUCGUUCUUCUCAACAGCAAUCAGUCUCUUAUAUGGUCAACAAACACAACGAAGAAGGCUUCAACUCCAAUUGUCCAGCUUCUGGACAACGGAAAUUUAGUGAUUAGAGAUGAGAACGACACUGAAACUGAUGAAGAAAGUUUCUUAUGGCAGAGCUUUGACUAUCCUACCGAUACAUUAUUACCUGAGAUGAAGCUUGGAUGGGACAAGAAAACUGGUAUUCAUAGAAUAUUUACUGCAUGGAAAAAUUGGGAAGAUCCAUCUUCAGGUGAUUUUGUAUCAUCCAUGAGUCUUAGUGAUAAUCCUGAAGAUGUUCUUUGGAAAGGUUCAACUGAGUUCUACAGAACAGGACCUAUGAUUGGUACUACGGAUAGUGGAGCAUAUGGGAUGAAGGCUAACCCAAUUUUUAAUUCAGAGGUUGUAAGCAAUGAAGAUGAAGCGUAUUUUUCGUACACCCUAAAGAACAAAUCUGUGAUUUCCAUAGUUGUUUUAAACCAAACUAGUUUGCUUCUUCAACGCCUUGUAUGGAUUCCUCAAUCUAGAAAAUGGAGUAACUACUUGAACCUACCACAUGAUACUUGUGAUGGUUAUAAUGUUUGUGGACCAUAUGGAAAGUGUGUGAUUGACUCAUCCCCACUUUGUCAGUGUUUGGAUGGGUUUAAGCCAAAAUCACCGCAACAGUGGAGCACAAUGAACUGGGCAGAUGGAUGUGUGCGCAAUGGAAAUUGGAGCUGUGGAGUGAAGGGAAGAGACGGUUUUUUUAAAGUUACUGGAGUGAAGUUUCCAGAUACUACAAAUACAUGGGCUAGCGCAAAUAUGACACUUGAUGAUUGCAAGCUCAAAUGUUUGCAAAAUUGUUCCUGCACAGCUUACUCAGGCUUAACCUCAAAUGAAGAUAGUGGCGGUUGUUCCAUGUGGUUUAAUGAUCUUAAAGACUUAAGAGAUUCAGAUUCUAUGAGAAACUUAUAUGUUCGAAUUGAUGCAUCAAAUAUAGGUGCUAAACAUGGGUAUCCUAAAUUGGCUAUCUUGGUAGUUUCGAUCAUUGUUUUUGCAGUCAUUGUGAUGCUAUUGACUCUAUACAUUUAUAGAAAAAAGAUAAAAUACAAAGAAGACAAUAAUGAAGACGACCGUAAUGAUUUAGACCUCCCUUUCUUCGAUCUUGCUACAAUACAUAAGGCCACUGAUUACUUCGCAGAUGAUAACAAAUUGGGUGAAGGUGGUUUUGGACCCGUAUAUAAGGGUAAGUUGCAAGAUGGUCAAGAAAUUGCAGUCAAAAGGCUUUCAAGAAGUUCUGGACAAGGAUUGAAAGAAUUUAAGAACGAAGUUAUUUUAUGUUCUAAACUUCAACAUCGAAACCUUGUUAAAAUAAUUGGCUAUUGCAUUGAAAAAGAUGAAAAAAUGUUGGUCUAUGAAUACAUGCCGAACACAAGCCUUGAUUCAUUUAUUUUUGAUCCAAUUCAAAGUAAAUUAUUAGAUUGGUCUAUGCGAUUUAACAUCUUGUUUGGAAUUGCCCGAGGUCUUCUUUACUUGCAUCAAGAUUCAAGGUUAAGAAUUGUACACAGAGAUUUAAAAGCGAGCAAUAUUUUAUUAGACAAUGAUAUGCAACCAAAAAUUUCUGAUUUUGGUCUUGCUAAAAUGUGUGGAGAUGAUCAAAUGGAAGGGGAAACAAGUCGAAUAGUUGGCACAUAUGGUUAUAUGGCACCAGAAUAUGCCAUUGACGGAUUAUUCUCAAUUAAAUCAGAUGUAUUUAGCUUUGGUGUCUUAUUGUUAGAACUUAUAAGUGGAAAGAAAAACAGAACCCUUAACUAUAGUCAAGAUGAUCACAAUCUUAUUGGACAUGCAUGGAGAUUAUGGAAAGAGGGAACCAUACACACAUUAAUUGAUGAUAAUUUGAAAGAUACAUGUAUUCUUUAUGAAGCUUUGCGGUGUAUCCAAAUAGGGCUUUUAUGUCUGCAACAUCAUCCUGAUAAUAGGCCAAGUAUGACAUCUGUUGUUGUGAUGUUGAAUGGUAAUAAUAUUUUACCUCUACCACAUGAGCCAAGUUAUUUAUUGAAAACCAUAACAAGUGAAGGAGAAACUUCUUCCGAAAGACAAAGAUCUUCUUCAAUAAACAAUGUAACUAUCUCACAAUUAAAUGCAAGAUAGAAAAAUAAUAGUUUACAUAUGAGUUUAUAUGUAUUAUACUAGUUCUUCAUUUAAGACUAUGUUAGUUUAGAGUUAUUCAUAUAAAUAUUGUAACUACUUUUAGUUAGUUAGGAUUCAUUAUUGUUAUUUGUUGUUGAAUGAUAGAUAACCUCUAUAUUAAGAAGGUCAUCACGAGAUUUUAAUUAUCUAAUUAAUAAUAAAUGAGAGAUUCAUUUGAGCUCACACAUGAUAUCAGCCAUCAUUUCUUUUGCUUCUGCAC
Messenger RNA from Vicia villosa (hairy vetch), 2849 nucleotides. RefSeq names its product G-type lectin S-receptor-like serine/threonine-protein kinase At4g27290. The coding region runs from base 140 to 2590 and encodes 816 amino acids. Gene Ontology annotation, molecular function: protein serine/threonine kinase activity; ATP binding. Gene Ontology annotation, biological process: protein phosphorylation; recognition of pollen. The record is from RefSeq and is a predicted model, not a curated record. The transcript has 7 exons. Lineage: Eukaryota; Viridiplantae; Streptophyta; Magnoliopsida; Fabales; Fabaceae.